This is a messenger RNA of Schizosaccharomyces cryophilus OY26, 2130 nucleotides long. Its product is annotated as ubiquitin carboxy terminal hydrolase Ubp9. Bases 43 to 1794 code for a protein of 583 amino acids. Lineage: Eukaryota; Fungi; Ascomycota; Schizosaccharomycetes; Schizosaccharomycetales; Schizosaccharomycetaceae. Gene Ontology annotation, molecular function: cysteine-type endopeptidase activity; cysteine-type deubiquitinase activity. Gene Ontology annotation, cellular component: nucleus; cytosol. The record is from RefSeq and is a predicted model, not a curated record. The transcript has 4 exons. Gene Ontology annotation, biological process: protein deubiquitination.
CGCAAAUUCUGAUUUUUACCGUUUAAAGGUCAAUUCAGAGAAAUGUCAUUUCGAAAAUGGAUGGGAAUGAGUUCUGGGAAUUCUGCUGAACGGCGAAAGAGCAUGUUGGAAUUGGAACAAUUAAAGCAACCAUUAGUCCCUGAAUCAUUUACCGAUCGGUUUUUUGGACUAACAAAUUAUGGCAAUACUUGUUAUGUAAGUUCUGUACUUGUGUCUUUAUAUCAUAUAAAGCCGUUUCGUGAUAGUCUGAAUGCUUUUCCAAUGCCGAGUGUUCCACCAAAUUGCAAAAGCGUCUGUGUAAAAUCGAAUGGAUCAGAGUCAUCAGGAUCUAAUUCUUGGUAUUCCUCUUCUCGUAAAAAGAACGGUGACUUGAAGAAGCAGCCGUCCCCUGUUAAUUUUAAUGGAUGCGGUUGUGUAGAUAUUUCAAUGGCUGGAGCAGACGUUGGUUCAAAACAUCAAAUUCAAGUUAAUAAUACUAGUUAUGCAAACUAUGGAAUGGAAGAAAAUGUUUAUACUAGCUUGAAAGAUCUAUAUGCAUGCGUCAGUUCCUGCGAGUGUCGAUACGGCGUGUGCAGUCCAGAGAGAUUUAUCCAAAUCCUGCGUCGCGAUAAUGAAUCCUUUCGUAGUACCAGACAACAGGAUGCACACGAGUUUUUAAACUUUCUUCUGAAUUCUAUAACCGAGGUUCUGGAUGAAUAUUACAGAAAUCACCCUGAAGUUCCUCACUCAAAGUGGAUCCACUCUUUAUUUGAGGGCACGCUGACCAGUGAAACAAAGUGUCUUACUUGUGAAAAUAUUACUUCAAGGGAUGAAAGCUUUUUGGACCUCAGUAUCGACAUUGAAGAAUAUUCCUCUGUGACAUCUUGUUUACGUUCUUUCUCUGCUUCUGAGAUGCUUUGUGCCAAAAACAAGUUUCAUUGUGACGUUUGCAAGAAUCUGCAGGAGGCAGAGAAACGUAUGAAAAUUAAGAAAUUACCAAAGAUACUUGCUUUGCAUCUUAAACGUUUCAAGUACAAUGAAUCUCAAGAGGUACACGACAAACUGUUUCAUACCGUCGUAUUCACCAACGAAAUGAGACUAUUCAAUACGACAGAUGAUAAUGAGGAUGCUGAAAAGCUCUACUCUUUGUCCGCCAUAAUUGUCCACGUCGGCGGUGGCUCUCACCAUGGUCACUAUGUAUCAAUUGUUCGCACACGAUCUAGUGGAUGGGUACUAUUUGAUGAUGAGAAAGUAACUCCUGUUAAUGAAUCUUAUUUGCAAAGGUUUUUUGGUGACCAACCUGGGCAAGCAACCGCAUAUGUUCUUUUUUUUACAGCAGCUGAGGAAUUUGAAGACUAUCAAGAUACUACGAAUGAUGAGACAUUGCCGUAUCCUAUUUCUAUUCCAAAUCAAGCCAGUAGCGAAAGUACGGAUAUGAAUAAUACGCCAGCUACACCCAAAUCGGUUUCAACGCUUGCUCAUGGUGAUUUGGAUCCUAUGGUAACCUCCUAUUCCUCCCAAUACUCACAAAAAGCUGAUAGAGAUUUUCAUUUUCCAUUCAGUCCUGAUCUAAGCUCGUCUAUGGAAUCUGAGCGUAACCAUCCGAAAUCAGCGGAGGCUUCUCCCAAAUUUUUGAAACGAGAAAGCAAAUCGCUUUUUCCUUCUUUAAGUCGAAGCAAAAGUCAUAAAGUUUUAUUUUCUUCGCAAAACAACUCCCCUAAAGAUACUACGACUCGUGAUAACAAGCAUUUCAUUGAACAUGAUGUGAAGCAUCCAUUUCCUUUUCAACUCUCAAAAACAAAAAUGAAAAGAUGAAGUCACGCUAGAUUUGUUGGAAUCCUAGUUGAUCCUUUUGCGCUUUCCUUUUUGAUUUUCUUUGUAUUUGUACUCCCUAAUUUCAUGUAAUUUUUACUAAUCAUUCGUUUACGGUUUGCUUCUUUAGUUAUACUUUUAUUCGUCAUUUGAAUUUUGCUUAGCUUCAAUGUGUAUUGGGCUAUUGGUUUUAUUUUUUCAUCAUCCUUUGGUGAAAUUGAUCUACUAUUCUCUGAGAUUGUUUGUGUAGUAAUUAAUGCCGGAUUGUUUCACUUUUUUAUUCUGCAAGGGGCGCUAAAAGACCUAGCUAGUAAGUAUCAUCUUUUAUUAAACAACGUC